This is a messenger RNA of Chiloscyllium plagiosum (whitespotted bambooshark), 1015 nucleotides long. The record is from RefSeq and is a predicted model, not a curated record. NCBI's taxonomy places the organism in Eukaryota, Metazoa, Chordata, Chondrichthyes, Orectolobiformes, Hemiscylliidae.
AGUAAAUCCUGGAGGAAGAUCAAGAACAUGGUGCAUUGGUCACCCUUUGUAAUGUCCUUCAAGAAACGGUAUCCAUGGAUACAGCUAGCAGGACAUGCAGGUAGCUUCAAGGCUGGAGCAAAUGGAAAGAUUUUGAAGAAGUAUUGUGAGUGUGAGCAGAGGUGCCUGGACCAGCUGAUGGAUGAUGCUCUGUGCCCCUAUGUGCCAGCUUACCACGGUGAGGUGGAGAAGGAUGGUGAGAGGUACAACCAGAUGGAUGACCUGCUAGCAGAGUUUGACCUGCCCUGUGUGAUGGACUGCAAAAUGGGAGUCAGGACCUACCUGGAAGAGGAGCUGACUAAAGCAAGGAAGAAGCCCAGCCUGAGGAGGGACAUGUAUCUGAAGAUGGUAGAGGUGGAUCCAGAUGCACCAACAGAAGAGGAGAAGGCUCAGCGUGCUGUUACCAAGCCACGCUACAUGCAGUGGAGAGAGACCAUCAGCUCCACCUCUACUCUUGGCUUCCGGAUCGAGGGAGUCAAGAAUGAAGAUGGGACUGUGAAUCGUGACUUUAAGAAGACAAAAACCAAAGAGCAGGUUGUGGUGGCUUUCCAAGAGUUCACUAAGGGGAACAGGGUUGUUUUGAAAAAAUACCUUGAUCGUUUGAAGCAGAUUAAGGACACAGUGGAGGUCUCACCUUUCUUCAGGACUCAUGAGGUGAGUGACAAUUUGUACACAGAGAAUGGUUACAGUACAUACAGAGGCCAUUCAGCCCAUCGUGUCUGUCAGUAAGCAAUUCACCAAGUGCCACUCCCCAGCCUUCUCUCCACAAACCGGCACAUUCUUCCUUUUUUGGGAAUGGUUUAACUUUCUGUUUCAAUUGGCCCUGCCUUCACCACACUUUCAGUCACUGCAUUCCAGACCCUAAGCAAUUGCUGUGUGAAAAUAGUUUCUCCUCAGCUUAUUUUACCUUUAUUUUACAUUCUUCUACCAAUAGGAACAGUUUUUCCCUACCUACUCUGUCCAGGCGCCAUUUUGA